CCGGGACGCGGAUACCCGGGUUCCCGGUAGCCGGCGGCCCGGGGGCCCAGGGCCGGGAUGCAUCGCCGCGGGGUUGGAGCCGGCGCCAUCGCCAAGAAGAAACUUGCUGAGGCCAAGUAUAAGGAACGAGGAACUGUCUUGGCUGAAGAUCAGUUGGCCCAGAUGUCGAAACAGUUGGACAUGUUCAAGACAAAUCUGGAAGAGUUUGCGAGCAAACAUAAGCAGGAGAUCCGCAAGAAUCCUGAGUUCCGAGUGCAGUUCCAGGACAUGUGUGCCACCAUUGGGGUGGAUCCUUUGGCCUCUGGAAAAGGAUUUUGGUCUGAAAUGCUAGGUGUGGGGGACUUCUAUUAUGAACUGGGUGUCCAGAUUAUUGAAGUGUGCCUGGCCCUGAAGCACCGAAAUGGAGGUCUGAUAACUCUGGAGGAACUACAUCAACAAGUGUUAAAAGGAAGGGGCAAGUUCGCCCAGGAUGUCAGCCAAGACGACCUGAUUCGAGCUAUCAAGAAACUAAAGGCACUUGGCACUGGCUUCGGCAUCAUCCCUGUGGGCGGCACUUACCUCAUUCAGUCUGUUCCAGCUGAGCUCAAUAUGGAUCACACUGUGGUGCUGCAGCUGGCAGAGAAACAUGGCUACGUGACUGUCAGUGAAAUCAAAACCAGUCUUAAAUGGGAGACGGAGCGAGCGCGGCAAGUGCUGGAGCAUCUGCUGAAGGAAGGGCUGGCCUGGUUGGACUUGCAAGCUCCUGGGGAGGCACACUACUGGCUGCCAGCUCUCUUCACUGAUCUCUAUGCUCAGGAGAUCACAGCUGAGGAGGCCAGCGAAUCCCUUCCCUGA
This is a messenger RNA of Elephantulus edwardii (Cape elephant shrew), 834 nucleotides long. RefSeq names its product SNF8, ESCRT-II complex subunit (gene SNF8). Gene Ontology annotation, cellular component: ESCRT II complex. Lineage: Eukaryota; Metazoa; Chordata; Mammalia; Macroscelidea; Macroscelididae. Gene Ontology annotation, biological process: protein transport to vacuole involved in ubiquitin-dependent protein catabolic process via the multivesicular body sorting pathway. Bases 58 to 834 code for a protein of 258 amino acids. The transcript has 8 exons. The record is from RefSeq and is a predicted model, not a curated record.